Molecule: messenger RNA, 1156 nt
Organism: Vigna radiata var. radiata (mung bean)
Lineage: Eukaryota; Viridiplantae; Streptophyta; Magnoliopsida; Fabales; Fabaceae
Product: homeobox-leucine zipper protein HAT5
Biological process (GO): positive regulation of DNA-templated transcription
Cellular component (GO): nucleus
Molecular function (GO): DNA-binding transcription factor activity, RNA polymerase II-specific; sequence-specific DNA binding
Source: RefSeq, a predicted model, not a curated record
AUCUCUUUCUCUCGCCGGCGGUGGUGAGUGACCGAAGUGCCAUGGAGUCUGGACGGCUUUUCUUUGAUGCCUGUGCUUCUCGCGGGAACACCAACAUGCUCUUCCUCGGCAACACUGAACUCGCUUUCCGAGGGAGAUCGAUGAUGAGCUUGGAGGAAGCCUCAAAGAGGCGACCUUUCUUCACCUCACCGGAUGAACUGUAUGACGAGGAGUAUUAUGAGAAGCAGAUGCCGGAGAAGAAGCAUCGCCUCAGUUCUGAACAGGUCCAUCUGUUGGAGAAGAGCUUUGAGGAAGAGAACAAACUGGAGCCUGAGAGGAAGACCCAGUUGGCCAAGAAGCUGGGAUUGCAACCAAGGCAGGUAGCUGUGUGGUUUCAGAACCGCAGGGCUCGAUGGAAGACCAAACAGCUCGAAAGGGAUUUUGAUGUUCUCAAGUCUUCAUACGAUACCCUACUUUCAUCCUAUGAUUCACUUAUGAAGGAGAAUGAGAAACUCAAAUCUGAGGUGGUAUCCUUAAAUGAGAAGCUUCAAGUUGAAGCUAAAGAGGUGCCUGAGGAACCAUUGUAUGACAAGAAAGUUGAUCCACUUCCGGUAGAAGAUAUAGCUUCAAUUUUCAGCACAAGGGUGGAGGACCACCAGAGCAGUGGAUCUGUUGGAAGUGCAGUGGUGGAUGAGGGUAGUCCACAGCUGGUGGUUGACAGUGUUGAUUCACACUUUCCGGCUGAGAACCCUGGUGGAUGUGUUGGCCCAGUUGAAAGAGUUCAGUCAGAGGAGGAUGAUGGAAGUGAUGAUGGGAGGAGUUACAUGGAUGUGUUUGUGGUAUCUGAAACUGAGAACCAAAACCAUGAGGAAGGAGAGGGAUUGGUUUGGUGGACCAUAUGUAUUAUGUUGGAUAAAUGAUAAUGCAGCAGCAGACAUGAAAUUAGAGGCAUAAUUAAGAGAAGGUAAUGAUAAUAAUAUUGAAUAAUUAGAUGUAUGGUGUGGGCUUGGAUUCCUAGGAGUUGGAGUGUCCUUAAGCCAAGUUUAAUAAUAAAUAAAGUCUAGUAGUAGUAAUUUCGUCUAAUAAUGUCAAGUGUGGGUUAAUGCUUGUACUUCUUCCAAAACUACAGUAAGAUUAUUUAAUGUUUAAGUAUAAAAACAUAGUUAAUUAGUAAGUC